AUGGAUCACAAGUAUGAUCCGGAAGACAUACCGGAUAAUGCCAAAGAAUGGAAUAAUUAUUGGAAGAUUCCAGAACAACGGAAUGAGUGUAACGAUCAAGGAAGAAACAAAAUGACCAAUGGUCAAGCAAUGAACACUAAAUGUGACAAUGAAUGCGAUCAAAAUAAAUCAAAAAAUUUCGAUAGCAAAAAGAAAGGAUUAAAAUUUGAAAUUAAUACAAAUACUGGAAAUGCAAUUACUGAAAAGCAAGAAGAAUGCAACGAUGGCAAACAAUUUGAAAGUAUUGAAUGGAACAAAAAUUUGCAAAUCCCGGGAUUACUGAUAAAUAUCUCGAGAAAAUGCACAUUAGCAUUAUCAUCAUUCCAGAUAUUAUCAGAUACUUUUCAACAGUAUUACAAGCAAUGUUGUGAUGCAUUUCAUAUUUGUCACAAUGAUUUGACAAUUGAAACAAUCGAGCAAUGUGGUGCGCUAACAUAUGCAUUUAUUAAAUUACUAUUUCAUAUUGGCUAUAAUCCUGAACGAAUAAUCGUUUCCGGAAUUGAUACACUAAUGAUGUUAGCUGCUAAAAAUGCAAUUAAACUUGAUGAUGCAUGUUUUGCAUGGAAAAUGAUCGAUUCACUGAUAACAACGAUCAGUGGUGAUAAAUUGAUAAUUGCUAAACAAAUUAAUGCAAUCCUAUCAAAAAUUGAUAUUAAUUUUCAAAAUGCAAUUUCGCUAAUUAACAUCGAGCAGCUAAUCAUAUCAAAUAUGGAAACACUGAUAACAGCAAUUCUUACAAAUGAAAUGCAAAAUGAACAAUUUUUAAAUGAUCAAUUAAAAUCAUUUAUGAUAAUUGGAUCAACAAAUAAUAAUUGCUUAAUGAAGCAUAUUGAAAAUUUUGAUGAUUUUAUAACAUUUAUUGCACAUCAAAAUAAUUUCAAACUUUUUAAUGCAUUACAAAAAAUUUUAAUUGAAAAAAAAACUAUGACAAAUUUAUCAGUCAAUGAAAAAAUUUUCAAUGUUAAAAUAAAUUUGAACGAUGAAAAAUAUUUAUUUGCUCAUUUGAUACAUAAUUGUAAUAUUUUAUCAGCUGCUACACUACUUAUCACUAUUUUUAACUCAUUUUUAAAUGAGCGUUACAUUUUUAAAAAUGUAACAUUCUUAUUUCCUGUUAUUUUUACAUCUGAAAAUGAUUUUAUUCAUUUUAAAAUUCAAUUUUCUGCUAAUAUUUGCACUGUUACAUAUAAAAAUCAUCAAUGUGUUACAUUUCAAUUUGUUAGAAAUUGUCAAAUUGUCAAAUAUUUUGACAAAAGUAAUAAUUGGAUUUCUGCUAGCAUUGAUAAACGAUUAUUAGCUAUUGAAACAGAAUUAAAUGCUAAAUUAGUAACUGAAAAAGAAUUUUAUACUGAAAUGGAAAAGUAUUACUAUCAAUAUUAUGCGGAAUUUCGUUCGGUGAAAAAUUUAUUAAUUAAUGGAAAUUAUGGUACGGUUGAACUUACGCCAAGUGAACAUUUUGACGUGUUAAUCGACGGAGCUAUGCAAGCAAUUGUUUUUAUUUACAUUCAACAAUUUGGUGUAAAAUCGACUGGUACCACAUUGGUACCAUUUCAUAUACAACAAAUGAUUAUCACUGAUAAUAUUAGCGAAGAGGAAGAAAUUUCGAUUGGAAGAAGAAGAGAAAGAAGCAAUAAUUCUAAUGCUAAUAUAUUAGCAUUUGUUAAAGUUAAAUUAAAAAAUGGACAAAUUCAGGGUUCAUUUCAAUUUAUCACUGAUAAAAUUACUGUUAUAGCAAAUGCUAUCAAUUUUUCUCCAAUAAAAACAAAUCAUAUAUUAAAAUCAUUGAAAAAUGAUCAAAAUUUUUCAUCAACAUUUAACAAAGCAAACAAACAUUCAUCAUAUCAAAUGGAAUUAAAAAAAUUAAAAAUGAAAAAAUUUGAACAAUUAGAAAAAAUAUUAGCAAAUGAUCAGAAAAUUGUAUGUAUUAAAUCAAUUGCAUGUCGUUUACCAAAAAAUAUCACUGAUCCAGCAGAAUUUUGGAAUGCACUUAAAAUUGGUGAUUUGAUGACAGAUAAAAUACCAUAUGAUCGUAUUAAUGGUAGAGAUAAUUUAGCAUAUGGACAACAAUAUGGUAUACCAAUACGAUGUGGUAAUUUCUUAUCAAAUAAUAUUAGCUAUUUUGAUGCAAAAUUUUUUGGUAUUUCAAGAAGUGAAGCAGAAAAAAUCGAUCCACAACAACGUUUACUUUUAGAAUGUAUUUAUGAAUGUAUGGAAAAUGCUGGAAUGAUUCAUUUACAUGAUGCAGGUUUUUUUAUUGGUUUUAUGUCAAAUGAAUAUGCAAAUAUUGUCAAAUGUGAUGAUGCUAUAUCAAUGCUUGGUUCAAGUGCAAGUAUUGUUAGUGGACGAUUGAAUUAUUUGUUUGGUAGUAAUGCACCAGCAAUUACAAUUGAUACUGCAUGCAGUUCAAGUUUAGUUGCAUUACAAAUAGCAAUUGAUGCAUUAAAAAAUGAACAAUGCAAAAUUGCUAUUGUUGCAGGUGUUAAUUUAAUUUUAACUGAACAAAGUAUUGGUCAACGAGCUAAUGGUCAUUUAUUAGCUGAUGAUGGCUUAUGUCGUAGCUUUGAUGCAUUAUCAAAUGGCUAUGGUAGAGCAGAUGGUUGUGUAGCACUUCUUUUAACAUUAAAUAAUAUCACUACUACUACUACUACUACUGAUAAUAUCACUACUACUACUACUGCUGAUAAUACUACUACUGCUGCUGAUAAUAUUACUACUAGUAGUAAUACUACUGAUAAUGAAAGAAUUGAUGAUUGUAUGAUAAGAAUAAUUUCAACAACAAUUGGUCAUAAUGGAAAAAGCAUUUCACUAACAGCACCAAAUGGUUUUGCACAAGAAAAAUUAUUGCAAAAUUGUUUGAGUGAAAUUUCUGAAAAGCAAUUGAUUGAUUAUUGGGAAGCACAUGGUACUGGUACAAUAAUUGGUGAUGCAAUUGAAUUAAAAGCAUUGCAAGCUAAUUUGCAGCAUCAAUGCUUAAUAAGCACUGCUAAAACACAUUUUGGACAUUCGGAAGCUGCUGCUGGUGCUACUGGUUUAGCUAAAAUUUUAUUGCAAUUUAAAAAUGAUUAUAUUCCAGUGCAUGGAUCAUAUCAAUUUUUACAAAAUUUACAAAAUGGAAAUUUAUAUUUGCCUAUUAUUGGUGAAGAAUGGAUGUGUAAUAAUGCAUUAGCUGGAAUAAGUUCAUUUGGUAUUGGUGGUACAAAUGCUAUGGCAAUAAUACAAUGUAAAAAAUUAUUUGAUAAUAAACAAUUAAAAAUGAAAUUAAAUUUAACAACAAAAAUGCAAACAUAUCUUUGUCCAUUAUCAGCAAAAUGUAUGGAAUCAUUAAAUAUGCUAAUGAUAAGCUAUCAAACAAUGCUUGAAAAUAGCAAUCAAAUAAUUGCUAAUAUUUGUUCAACAGCAUCGCUUCAUCGAAAUCAUAUGCAUUAUCGUGCUAUUAUUAUCAUACAUAAAAGAAAAAUUAUACAAAAAUUGGUGAUGAAAAAUGAUAAAGACGGAAAAGGAGGAGAAGGAGAAGCAAUGAUAGGAUUGAAAUUAUCAAAUUAUUCAUACAUAUAUCUAUUUUCUUGGUUUCAUUCAAAUUUUCCAAAAUUUAGAAUGAUUUAUAAAUUUUAUCUUCCAUUAAUGAAAAAUUUUGCUGUGCAACAAAUUCUGGCAAAAUUAUCACAAACUUAUUGUGAUAUUAUUUUAGCUGGCCUAUUAAGUUUAAUUACUUUUCUAAAUGAUAUUGGCAUUAAAUUAAAUGCUAUUUAUGCUACUGAUAAUUUAUCAUUGCUAGCAGCACAUUUAAUUACAGCAACAAAGAAGCAAAUCGUUGAUCGUUAUAAAUGGUAUAAAUUAGAUAUUAUUAGAGAUCAGAAAAAUUUUGAAUAUGAAUUAAUGGAAAUGAUUGGAAUAUCAUAUUUACAUGGAAAUUGUAUUAAUUGGAAACAUCUCUAUUCAACAUCUUCUUAUCAAAUUACACUUCCAAAUUAUCAAUUUAAACGUGAAUCAUAUUGGAUUACAAAAAAUUCACCAACAAUUGAUCAUUGGUUAAUUGGACGAUUGAUGAAAGAAGGCCAAAAUGAAUGCAUUUUUAUUAAUCAAAUUAGCAAAAUGACAAAUGCAAAAUUAUUGAUGGCGUUUAAAUACAAUGGACAAAUGCGCUUUUCAUUUGGUAUUUGCUGUGAUGCUAUUAUACAAGCAUUACAGCUAACAUUUUUCACAAAAAAUAUUAGCAAACAAUCGCAAUAUUACUUUCAUAAUUUUACAAUGAACAAAUAUUUGUUGAAGGAAAAUGAUUGGAUGAAAACAACAAUUACAAAAUAUUCAAAUAUCAAAUAUCACAUCAAAUUAACAUGUGCAACAAGUGUUAUUUGUGAAGCAAAUAUUAUUCUUAAUGUUCAUGAAACAACAAUGAAACGAUUAAAUAUUAAUAAAAUUAAAAAUGGUUUUAUUAGCAAACCAAAUUUUUAUGAAAUUCUCAAUAAUAAAGGAAUAAUUUAUGAUGGAAUUUAUCAAACAAUUAUUCGUACUUCUACAACUUCCUCUAAUGAAAUAAUAUUUGUAGCAAAAUGUUGCUAUCAAAUUUUUCAUAUAUUAGAAGCAAUAAUACAAAGUGUAUGCUAUUGUGAUAUUUUAAAUCCAAAUGAUAUUUAUGGUGAUAAGAAAUUUAUCAUUAAAAAUUUAAAUUUUCAUCAAGCAUUUUUAACCGAAUCAACAGUGUAUUUAGCAAUUACAAAUCGUAAAAUUAUCGUUUAUAGCGGAAAUGAUCAAACGAUAAUGAUAAGUGUGAAUUUGGAUGAUGAUAAUGAUAAUAACAGUGAUAAUAAAUGUAAUGAAAAGAUUGAUAAGAUGAAAAAGGGUCGAAAAGAGAAAAUUGAUAAGAAAAAAAAAUCAGAUCAAUUUAUCAGCACUUCAUUUGUUACUUAUCAAGAAUGCAUUGAUAAGGUACGACAUGCAGUGGAAGAUAUUCGUAAAGAUAAUUGUCCAAUUAGCAAUAAGCAAUUAUCAGCAUCAUUUAUUGAACUUGGUCUUGAUUCAUUAGCAAUUACUGAUCUUGCUAAUCGUUUAAAUACAAUUUAUUUUCCUAAUUUGCAAUUUAGUGCUGUUGAUCUUUUCAAUUAUUCCAAUAUUAAACUGUUAACGGAUGCAAUUUAUAAGCAUAAAAUAUCAUCAAAAAUUACUGAUAACAAAGAUGAUAAAAAGAUAAGUGAAAUAAUGGUGAAGCAUUCUGGCACUAUCACUACAUUUGAAGAAUUCUCGACUUCUAGAGAAUCUCGACUGGACGAUAAGCAUACAUUAUCAUCAAUGCUGGAUGAUAAUGAUAAUUAUGCAUAUACACAAAUAUUCUUUAAGAAGCAGUCAAGAAAUGAUUGUAUGAAUGUUAUCAUUACUGAUAAGGAAUUUUUAUUGAAACAAAAAUCAGAUAAUCAAUUGAUAAUUAUUGUAAAUGAUAAAAUGCAAAAAUAUCAAAGCAUUGAUGAUAAUGCCAAAAUAUUGCAUUUUAAUAGAAGAAAUUCUGUGAAUUUCAAGCAUUAUUUGCUAUCAUAUUUGAAUGAUCAUAAAAAAAUUUUGAUCAAAUUUGCAUUAAGCAAUAAUUUUUCACUAAAAUAUCUUGUUGAUGUAUUACUUCAAUUAACACAAAUAAUAAUCAUUCAAUCAAAUCAAAUUUUUAUAUUUUCUAGCAAAUUUAAUUCUGGAUAUGCUAAUGCAUUUGCAUUAGGAUUUGCUAAAAGUUUAUGCGCUGAAUUAUAUCCAAAAGUGCAAUAUGAAUGGAAUUUUAUUUUGCAAAAAAUUUCAAAUUUUAAAAAUUAUACAAAAAAACAAUUAUCAAAAUUAUCAGUGAUAAAAAAUGAUGCAUUGUUAAAAGAAAGAUGGCUUAUAACUGGUGGUCUUGGUGGUAUUGGUUGGCAAAUGGCUAAAUAUAUCGGUUACAAUCGUCGAAAUAUUUCACAUCUUUUUUUGCUUGGUAGAAAAGAACCAAAUGAAAUGCAAAAUGAUGAAAUGAAAAAAAUGCGUGAACGUACGGGCGUUGACGUACGAGCAUUUUCGGUUGAUUUAACAUGCAAAAUGCAAGUGCAAGAAUUUUUUGAGAAAUUACCAGUAACAUUAACAAGUAUUAUUCAUAGUGCUGGUUGCAUUCAUGAUAAAUUAGCAGCCAAACAAACACAUUCAACUUUUCGGCUUGUAAUUGAUGCAAAAUGUAAUGGUUUAUUAAUGUUGGAUAAAUUAUGUCGUUUACAUCCAAUUAAACAUUUUAUUAUUAAUUCAUCUAUUUCUGCAUUAAUUGGUAAUCGUGGCCAAUGUAACUAUUCGGCAGCUAAUGCUUUUAUUGAUGAAAUUAUGCUUAAACGUCGAGCAAAACAACUUCCAGCAACAAUAAUUAAUUGGGGUAAUUGGUUAGAAACCGGAAUGGCUAUUAAGGCUAAUAAAAUUUUAAAUGAAAUUGGUUUCAUUGGUUUGAAGACGCAAAAAGCAUUAGCUUAUUUACAAAUUGCUAUUGAUUAUGCACCGGAAAGAAUGAUUAUUGCACAAAUUGAUAUCCGGAAAAUUUUACACUAUCGUCCUGAUUUAGCUACUGUAUUACUCAAUACUGCAAAUGAUAAUAAUAUACAAAUAAUUGGAAAGAAUAAUUCGGAACAGAUGUUAAACCGAAGUGAUCAAUUGGACAAAAAUCAAUCAAUAACUGAUAAUUUGGUGCAAUGGAAUAAAAAUACGGCAGCAGCAAAUAAAACAGGAAUUAAUGAAGAAAAAAACAUUGAUUGUCUCAAAUUAGAAAUGAUCAAAAUAUUGGAGGAAUUAACUGGUGAUAUGAUAACAAUCGAAAAUUAUCAGCAAACUUUUAUGGAUCUUGGUCUUGAUUCAUUCAAAAUUUAUCAAUUUGUGAGUAAGUUAACGGAAAAAAUUGAAAUAAAACCAACUUUAAAUGUAUUAGCAAUAUUUGAGCAUCCAACAAUCAAUCAACUUUUACAUUAUAUUGCAUCAUUAUACUAUCGUAUUAAAGAAUAUUCUGACGAUGAAAUUACUGAGCGCAUUGAGCGCAAUUGUCAUGCAAAUUUGAUGGAUUAUUCAGAAAAUAUAGCUAAAAGUUUUAAAUUUUUUACACUUCAUUCAACAGCUAACAAAAAAUUAGACAACGAACAAAUUCGCUUUUAUAAUUUGCACAAACAAUUAAAUCGAUCAACGAUGAUUACAUGUAGCAAUAAACAAUGGAACAAUAAUUAUUUACAUAUUAUUUGGGGUUUCAAAUAUAAACUGUUGCAAGAAGAAAUUAUUAUUGCAAAUAAUAUUGAGCAUUCUCGAAAAGCAAUUAUAUGCUUUAUGAUUAGUGGACAAGGAAGUCAAAUAUGGAAUAUGGGUAGACAAUUAAGUUCUAUUUUUCCAUUUUUUCGACAAAAAUUUGAUGAAACAUUAAAUAUUGCAAAUGAAUAUAUGGCUAAAAAAAGUGUCAAUAUUCGAGAUGUAAUUUAUCAUUGGCAUUAUCGAGAGUUGCUGUAUAAAACAAAUUAUGCACAACCAAUUAUUUAUUGUUUUGCAUAUUCGCUUGCAAAAUUUUAUGAAUAUUGCGGUGUAAAUGCGACAUAUUUUGUUGGACAUAGUAUUGGUGAAAUUGUUGCAUAUACAUUAGCUAAUCAAAUAUCACUUAUUGAUGCAUUAAAAUUAGUCAUACGACGUGGUGAAAUUCUUGAAUUUACCAGAGGAAUGGGUAAAAUGAUUGCUGUUAAUGAUAAAGAAAAUGGUGCAAAAUUACAACAGUAUAGUGGAAUGCACUAUGCAGCUAUCAAUAGUGAUAAGCAAAUAAUCUUAUCAGGUGAUAAUCAAUCAGCUAAAUUAUGCAUACAUUAUGCACAAUUACAUCAUUAUUCAUUUACAAUAAUUGAUGAUUGCUAUCCAUUUCAUAGCUCAGUAAUUGAUAACACAUUAUUAGAGCAAUAUAAAAUGGAAUGUAAACAAAUAAAAUUGAAAAAACAAACAAAACAAAAUGUUAUUUGCUAUUCCACUGGUGAAUUAAUCAAUGCUACUAAUUUCAUUGAUAAUCAAAUAAUUGCAUCAAUUAAUUCAACUGUAUAUUUUAAAAAAUGCAUUGAAACAUUACGUAGAAAUAAAACGAAUAUAUGGCUUGAAAUUGGUAAUGGUGAAAUUUUGACAACAUUUGUACGAAGUAUGAUUAAUUCUAAAUCAGAUAAUUUAAUAUUAUCAUCAAUUAGCAAUAAUAUGUAUGAAAUGGACUCAUUUAUUCAUUCAUUAUGUCAACUUCAAAAUUUUGGUGUUAAAAUUAAAUGGGAACAAAUUUGCAAUGAAAUUAACACUGAUAAUAAUUCCACUGAUAAAAGCAUGCUGAUGAAAAAAUUGUUGAACAAAAAAAAUAUGAAAUUAUUUGAGGAGCAUCGUCUUCAUGGUGCUAUAAUAUUACCUGCUGCAUUUAUUAUUGUUCUAUUUGUUGAAUAUACAACAAAUUUAUUGGAUGCAAAAAUUGAUGCAAUGAAAAGAAUGAAUUAUGAUAAGUUAUCAGAUGAAAGGAGAAUGAUUAUUUUUGAAGCAUUACGAUUGGAAAAACGAAUUACUGUUGCUAAUCUAAGCAAAAUUAAUGUGAAAUUUAUCAAAACAGAAUUAUUGCUAACAGAUAGCAGUGAUAAUAAUUAUUGCAGUUGUCGAUUAGGUAAUGAAAAGCGUAAAAUAAUUGUUGAAAAAAUGAAACAAAUUAAUGCAUUAAAAAAUUUACAAAUUAAAUGUAAACAAUUCAAAAUGAAAAUGCACAAUUUAUCGCAUCAAUUAUUUUAUGAAAUAAUGCGAAAAAAUGGCUUACAAUAUGGACCAAAUUUUCAAAUAUUACGUGAAAUAUAUCGUAAAGAUUGUUAUAUUAGUGCAUUAUUGAUAAAUGAUAAUGAUCUGAUAAGACUUAUUGAUGGUUCACUUCAAUUACUUUCUGCUGCACUUCUCAAUACGAACAAAUUAUCAGUUUAUAUUCCAUUUGCAAUUGAUGAUAUUAUCAUCAAUUAUAAUGCAAUAUGUACAAAAAGCAAUUAUUUUCAUGCAUAUGGAAUUAUCACAAAACGUACUGAUAAUAUUAUCAAAGGAUCAGUUAUUAUUUAUGAUAAUGAUAGUGAAAUUAUUAUUUUACAUAAUGUUAAAGCAAUUGAUAUUAGUGCUAAUAAGUCUAUUAUAUCAACAAAACAUUGCAAUCAUUCACAAUCACAAUAUUCUGCUAACAAAGAAAUGAACCAUUUUGCUAGCAGUGAUAAGUGUGAUAACACUACAAGUGAUAACAAAAUUACUCCAACUAAUACUGUUAGUAAAUUAACAGAUGAAAUUAGCACAGAUAAGAAAUUAUCUAUUCAAGAUAAAAUAUUAGAAAUUGAAAUUAUUAGCUAUAUUGGUCAAUUUCCUAAUUCUGCAACUGAUUGUGCAUCAUUAUGGAAUAAUUUGAAAGCAGGAAUCAAUUCUCAUUCAACUGAUAAUAUUCAAAAAUUUCAAACUGAUAUAACAAUGUUUGAACCAUCAAAAUUUGGUAUUACACCUAAAGAAGCAAUUUACAUUGAUCCUCAACAACGUAUUCUAUUAGAGUUGACACAAAAAUUAAUUGAAAAAACAGGUUUGAAAGAAUUAACUAAUGAAACAGGUGUUUUUAUUGGUGUUAGCUCAAAUGAUUUUGCACAAAAAGCAUAUGCAGAAAUUAAUGAUGCAAAUUCAUACCUGAGUACAGGUACAAAUCAAAGUGCUUUAGCAGGACGUAUUGCUUAUUGGUAUAAUUUAAAUGGACCAACAAUGGUAAUUGAUACAGCAUGUUCAUCAUUUGCUUCUGCACUUACUGUUGCAUGUGAUAAUAUUAAACAGGGUAAUUGUCGUAUGGCACUUGUUGGUGCUAUUAAUAUAAUUUUAAAUUUAAAAUCAACAACUGUCUUACAGAAUGCUCAAAUGCUUAGUGAAACAAAUUUUUGUAAGGUAUUUGAUGUGGAUGCAGAUGGAUAUGUUCGAUCAGAUGGUGCUGCUAUGAUAUUAAUUCAUGGAAAAAAUUUGAAUUUAAAAAGUGAAACAUUUGCAAUUCAUCAAAAUGAUUUUAAAUUUACAAUUGAAGCAUACGGUAUGCGACAUAAUGGACGAUCAAAUGCGCUUACAGUACCAAAUGGAAUAAGUGAAUAUGAAUUAAUGAGUAAAGUUUGUAAGAAACGAGUAAAUAAGUCAGUGAUAAAUUGGGUGGAAGCACAUGCAACAGGUACCUCAUUAGGUGAUCCAAUUGAAGCAAAAGCUAUUUUAAAUGCUUUGGCUGAUAAUAAUGAUAAUGAUAAUGAUGCUCAAUCGAUUCAUAUUACAUCGGUCAAAAGUUCAAUAGGUCAUUGUGAAGCUGUAGCCGGUGCUGCAUCAUUAAUUAUGGUGCUUGAAGCAUGCAAUCAUAACUAUCUACCAUCAAUGCAACAUUUCAAAUUGUUAAAUCGAAAUAUCAUAAAUGAUUGUGGUUCAUUAAUUGUACCGGUAAUUGGUGAAGAAUUACCAAAUGGUACCAUUGAUAUACUCAUAAAUAGUUUUGGUUUCAGUGGUACCAAUACAUCAAUCGUUCUCAGAAGAUCAAAUCGAGAACAAUUGCAAAAUGAUGUAAAAAGAUCAAAACAAUCAAUGAUAAAGCAAAUGCUAUCAACCAAUCAUUCUCCAUCUAUCAUUUCAUAUUCAGGUGAUAAUUUAGAAGUACUUAAAUUAAUUUCCGGAAAAUUAAAAAUGUAUGUAGAAAAUGCAUGCUACAAUCUUACAACAGUCUGUGCAAUGUUACAAAAUUCACCGGAUUUAUCUACCGGAAAAUAUCGAAUAGCAAUGCCAAUUAAACAGCAUACACAAAAAUGGAUGUCUUUUGUGGAAAUGUUUAAAAAAUCACAAAAAUGGACUAAAAUUAUUUUUAAAAUGGAAGGAAAACCGGAACCAGCUAUGAUUGCUGAAUUAUACAUAUCAUAUCGUUCAUUUCGAAAAAUUUUCCUCAAAUAUCUCAAAAUUUAUAAAUGCACAAAUAAUUUUACAACAACAAAAUUAGAUGAACAAAAUGCAUUUGAAUAUAUUUCAAAAAUUUCAUUGCUUACAUUUCUAUUUGUAAUUGGUGUAAAACCAUUAAUAAUUAUUGCAACGAAUAGAAUUGAUCAAAUUAUUGCUAAAGUGAUAAGAAGAAAUUAUCAAAAAGGAAUGUCAUAUGAAUGUUGCAAUUUUGAAAUACAGGAAGAAAUAAUUUCUGAUAAUUUCGAUUGUAUUUUAAGCAUAUCAACUUUACAAAUUGAAAAACCUAAAAUGAAAUUUGGCAGUAAUUUGAAAAAAACAUUUAGCAAUCAAUUUGUGGAAAUAAUUUGUCAACUAUAUGUGCAUUUUAUUGAUAUCAAUUGGAAAAUGCUUAAUGAUCAGACAGUUAAAACAUGUCUCAUACCGGAUGCCGAAUAUUCCAAGAAAAAAUAUUGGCCAUUUACUGAUUGUAAUAUGCAAAUUAAUGAUUGUAAUUCAUUGCAUACUGAAAUUCACUUUUCAAAUUUGCAAUUGGAAAUGUCUGAGCAGACGAAAAAUCUCGAAAGUGUAAAUCCUAUAAUUGAUCAAUUUAACAGUAAUAAUUUUGAUAAUACUAAAACGGAUUUGAUCAAUUCUCACUAUCUGUAUAAGUUAGUUCAAAAGAAAUGUUUACUACCGGAUCCGGAACAAACUAUGCCAUUUAUUGCUAUUAAUCUAACCGAUACAACAACAAUUCUAGGACAACAAGCUAUAUUUGUCACCAAGAUAAAUGAUAAUGAUGAUAUUGUUAGGAUUAAAAAACAAUUUCAUUUGCAUCAAUGUACAAAAUUGAUAUUUGAAUGGAUAAUUGAUGAGGAAAAUUUAUUGGAAAAUACUAUAAAACAAACUUUACUAAAAACAUUAGCAAUGGAAGAGACAAGUGUAAAUUUUAAAGCUAUUCAUACUGAUAUUAUUGAUAAGCAAAUUUUGUAUGAAAUUUGGGAUGAAAAUUUUAUCAAUGAAAUAAUUUGUUACAGUGGCGGUAAUCGAUUUGUUGAAAGAAUGCAAGAAAUGAAUGAUAAAGAAUUAAUUGUGGAACAGAUAAGAAAUACUGAUCGAAUACUGAUAACAGGAAAUAUUCGAGGAAUAGCAGGAAAAUUAAUUGAAAUUUUAAAACCACGUUUAGCGAUUGCUAUCUCAAGAACAAUGCUUAAUACAUGUAGCAGUGAUAAGAAUGGCUCAAUAAUUAGAACAAUACAGGCAGAUUGCACUGAUUAUAUGCAAAUGGAAAAAAUUUUUGCGACAUUUGCGCCAUUUGAUAUGAUCUUUCAUUGUGCAGCAACAGUAAGCAAUUGUUUGAUGGAAAAUAUGAAUGUGAAAUUAUUUGAAAUGGUUUGUCAACCAAAAGUUUUAGGUUUACAAAAUAUUAUCAAACUUUCAAGAUUGUAUUCAAUUCAAAAAAUUGUUGCAUUCUCAUCAGCUGCAACAAUUCUUGGCUCUGCUGGACAAGCUAAUUAUGUUGUUGCUAAUGAACUUAUGGAAUAUUUGAUGCGAAAAAAUGUACCAAAUGGAUUGGUCAUUAGUUGGGGACCAUGGGAUGGUCAAGGAUUUUUGGCCGGUGAACAUAUGGCUAAAAUUAGACGACAAAUUCAGACCAGUGGUUGGAAAUUAUUACAGGUAGAACAGGUGACACAACUAUGUUACAAAUUACUUUCUAGUAAAGGUCAUCAUAUAGCAAUGAGUGUUAAUUUUGAUAUACUUCAAAAAAAACGUCCAUAUUUGAGAAAAUUUUUGGAAAAUAUUUCCAUUAAUAAUGACAAUAACAACAACAACAAUAACAAUAAUAGCGACGACAAUAACAACAAUAGCGACAACAAUAACGACAACAAGGGAGAUGAAUUUAUUUUACAAAAUAAUUUGCAUUCAAUUUCUGGAUCCGAAAAAAAUUUCACUGAAAUAAUCAAUAAUUGUAUUAUGGAAGUAAGUGGUAUAACAGAUGUUAAAUUUGAUAUUGGUUUUAUGUCAAUGGGAAUUGAUUCAUUAAUGAUUACCGAAAUGCAAAAAUUACUUAAUGAACGAUUAAAUUUAAAUAUUCCAAUUGCAAUUUUCUAUGAAUAUUCAACUGUUCAAACAUUAUCACAAUAUUUAGCACAAAAUAUGCUAAUAAAUGAUAAUAAAUUACAAAAUGAUAAGCGUAUGAAAAAUGAUAAAAAUGAUAAGAUAGCAAUUAUUGGUUAUUCAGGUGCAUUUUCUGGCGCAUCUAAUGAUGAGAUAUUUUGGCGCUCUUUGCUAGAUGGUCAAGAAUUAAUUGAGCAACAAAAACGAACAAAAAUAAAUGAUCAUGAAGAAAUGAUAGAAGGAAUUGGUAUAAUGCCUGAUUUAGAUAAAUUUGAUUAUCAAUUCUGGAAUUUAACAUCUAGUGAUGCAAAUUAUAUUGAUCCACAAAUUCGUAAAUUUGUUGAGCAUGCAUAUAUUGCUCUAGAACGUUCUGGUCUUAUACGUAUUCGAGAUAAAUUACGAAUUGGUGUUAUUGUUGGUGCUGAACCAUCAGAGUAUCACGUGAAAUCACGUUGCAUUGGUGGUAUUGAAAAUUUAUACGAGAUUAAUCAAAAAGAUUUUAUUGCUACAUGGACCAGUCAUUUGCUCAAUCUAAAUGGUCCAUCAUUUGCUGUUUAUUCAGCAUGCUCCACUGCACUUAUUGCUAUUGUACAAGCAAUUAAUUUACUAAAACAAAAUCAAUGUGAUAUUGUACUUGCUGGUGCUGUAUCAUUAGCAUUACCUUAUACAGGUAACAAUAGUAAUAAUAAUAAUAGCUUAAAACAUGGAAUGAUACUAUCAACUGAUGGUCACUGUCGUCCAUUUGAUCAACAAUCCAGUGGAACAGUUCGAGGUUCAGCAGUUGGUGUUAUUGUACUACAACGAUUAAAUGAUGCUCAAAAAAUGAACAUACCUGUUAUAGGUAAUAUAAUUGGCUAUGCAAUUACAAAUGAUGGCUUAUUAAAGUCAAGCUUUAUGGCACCAAAUAUUACUGGUCAACAAAGCUGUAUCAAAAAAGCAAUUGAAAUGUGUGACACAAAUGAAAUUGAUUAUAUUGAAUGUCACGGUAGUGGUACAAUAACAGGUGAUCUAAUUGAACUUACAGCAAUGUCACAGUGUUAUCAACGUGACACAUUAAUUGGUUCUGUUAAAGCAAAUAUUGGACAUGCAUUAGCUGGUGCUGGUAUUGCUGCAAUUAUAAAAUUAUGCAAAAUUGCUGAAAUGAGAAUUAUUCCAAGACAAAUUAAUUUUGAACAAUUUAAUGAACAUUUAAGCGAUGUUAGCUUUCAAAUUACCAAAUGUAAUAUUGAAAUUGAGAAGAAAAUUUUACGUUUAGCUGUAAAUGCAUCUGGUAUUGGUGGUACAAAUGCGCAUCUAAUCAUUGAAAAUGAUAAUAAUCAUUUCUUAUCAACAUAUCAAUCAAAUAAUAAUCAUUAUUUUUAUGCAUUAAUCAUAACUGGUAAAAGUAAAAAUGCAUGCAUGCAACUUUGUAAUUGCAUUGGUAAUUAUUUGCAAAUGAAAAUGAAUUUAAAUCAAAUUGCAAGUACAUUGCAAAAUUAUCGUGAACAUUUUCAAUAUCGAUUUGGUAUUACUGUACGAACAAUUAGCGAUGCUAAAAAUGAAUUAAAAAAUGCUGUUAAAAUUGAAAAAAUAAUUAAUUUAAAAUGUGAAAAUAUUGCAUUCUAUAUUGCACCACAAGGAUUGGAAUAUUUAAAUAUGGGUUUUGAAGCAAUGAAAUAUAAUCAAACAUUUUGUAAUGUAAUGAAAAAAUGUUUUCAUAUUGCUAGUAAAUUAAUUGGUGUAAAUUUUGAAAAUAUAAUUCAUCAACAACAACAACAACAACAACAACAACAACAACACCAACAACAAACAAUAACAAUGGAAAAUAUGCUUUUAAAGCAACCAUAUUCACAAUUAGCUACAUUUAUUAUUUGCUAUGCUUUAAUGGAACAAUUAAAAGAAUGGAAAAUUGAUGGUUGUAUUAUGAUUGGACAUAGUUUAGGUGAAUAUGUUGCUGCUGUACAAGCUAAUGUUUUUGAUAUUGAAACAGCAUUAAUGAUUAUUUUCAAACGUGGAUGUUUGAUUGCAAAAACAGAAAAUGCUAAAAUGUUAGCUGUAAAUUGUGCAAUUUAUAACAAACAUUUGAAUAGCAAUAAAAAAUGCUUGCAAAUUCCUGAAACAAUUGAAAUUUCAGCUCAUCUACAUUCAAAUUUGAAAUGUUUUGUUGGUAAACCUAAAACAAUUGAUGCAUUUAAGCAAUUGUUGGAAAUUAAUGAAAUACAUUGUCGAGAGCUAACAACAAAUUAUGGUUUUCAUAGUUCAUUUAUGAAUUCAAUACUUGAUGAAUUUGAGCAAUUUUUGGCAAAAUUCACUUUUCAAAAGCCAACAAAACAAAUUUUAUCAAAUAUUAAUGGUGAAUUAAUUAAGCAUUUUGAUGCUAAAUAUAUGAUUGAACAUAUGCGUUAUGCUGUUCGACUUGAUAAAUGUAUUGCAAAUUUAAGCGAUCAAAUUAAAAUAAUUAUUGAAAUUGGUCCAAAAGGUAUUUUGGAAAGUUUAUUAAAUGCUAAUAAACAAUGCAAAAUUGAUAUUAUUUCAACAAUACCAUCAAAGAAACAAUAUGAAAAAGGUUAUGAUACAGGUAAUUUACUUCAUAUUGCAACAAAAUUAUGGAUGAAAGGUUAUGAAUUAAAUUGGGAAAAAAUUUGUGGCAAUUAUAGCUUUGAUAAAUUUCUUCCAAAUUAUCAAUUUGAAAAAAAUAUUUGCUGGGAGAAACAAACAGUGAAAUGGACGAGUGAAAAUAUUGAUGUAAAUUUGUAUGAAUCAUGUUGGUUAUCAUGUAAAUAUACAACAAAACAACAACAACAACAAUUACCAAAAGGAGUUUUAUUAUUUGUAUCACAAAGAAGGACAAAUUCAAUUGAUAAAUUUCUUUCAAUGCUACAUAAUUUAUUUGUACCGGUGCAGUGUAUUUUUAAUGAUACAAUAUCAUUAACCGGAAAUAUUAAUGUAAUAAAUGAUAAUAUUUAUAUUAAUUCAAAUAAUCAACAAUCGUACUAUGAAUUAGCUAAUUUUCUUCGCAGUAAUAAUUUUUAUUAUGAUACUAUAAUUCAUGCAUGGAAUUUUCCGGUAAAUUUACAAACUGAUGAGAGCAGUGAUUCAUAUUUAUUAACAAGUUUUUAUUCUGUAUAUUGGAUUUUAACAAUUAUUACACAAAAUAUGAUUGAUUUAAAAUUUCUGACAUGUAUUGAUUGGAAUGCAGAACCGGAAAUAUUUACUGUUCUUGGACCAAUACGAGAAUUUGUAAUGACAAAAAGAUCAAUGAAAGCUGCAUGUAUUCUUUGCACAUCAGAAAUUAAUUUAUUUGAUGCAUUACAAUUACUUCAAUUGCAUCAUGCUAAUUUUGCAUUAAUUCGAAAUUUUGUAAAUGAUAAAUUUGAGUAUUUUUCCUAUCAAUUAAAAUUAACUGAAUGUGAUAAUUAUUUGAUUGGAAAUGAGAAACAAUCAAUAAUUGAUAAGAAUGAUUGUUGUCUGAUUCAAAAUGCUGAUAUCAUUGUAAUUUUUGGAUUUGGUAGCAUUGGACAAUCAUUUGCAAAUGUUCUUUGUCAAAAUUUUAACAAUUUAACAAUUUGUAUUGCUUGUCCAAAUGCUACAAAACACUUUCAACAACAUCAAAAUAAAAUUAAUCAAUGGAAAAUUUUACGAAAUUUGGAAAUGUCUAAAAAAGUUAAUCAGACAAAUGUAGCAGCAAUUGUUGAUGUUAACAAUGAGCAACAUAAAUUCUUUGCAUAUGACAUUGAUGUGACAAACAACGAUGAUGUGCGACAUUUAUUGACACAAAUAAUGUCACAACAUAAACAAAUCAAUGUUAUCAUACAUGCAGCAGCUGGAAAAAUUGAUCGUAGUAUUAAAUUUGACAAAAAUUUCAAUGAAUUACAAACUGUUUUGCAACCAAAAAUUUGUGGUAUUCGUAAUGUAAUCAAUAUUUUACAUGAAAAUAAUAUCAAUAUUCGAAGUUUAAUUCUUAAUUCCAGUAUGAAUGCAUUAUUUGGCAUACCUGGUAAUAGUGAUUAUGCAGCAUCAAAUAUUUUUCUUGAUAUAUGCAGUGAGCAAAAAUUCCGGAAUGUUCAAAAAAUUACAACCGUACAAUGGACCGGUUGGAGAGAUAGCACUAUGCUUAGCAAUUAUAACAGCGACAAAAAUAAAAGUCAAAAUCCUGUAGCAAACCUGAUCAUGAAAUAUUCAUUAUCAGUAAAUGAUGCUGAACAAAUGAUAAAAAAAUGUUUGUAUCAACAAGGAUUAAUUGCUGUUUCAUUUAUUAAUCCAAAUGAAAUAAUUCAGGAAAUUCGUAAAUUAAAUUUUACAUUAAAUGAUAAAUUUGCAACUGAAUUAAUGGAGGAAAAAAAUAUGAAAAUGAAUUGCAAUGAAUUUAAAAAUGUUAUUGCAAAAAUUUGGAUGAAUUAUUUGAAUGUUGAACAGAUCAUUGAUCAUGAUGAUUUCUUUCAAUUAGGUGGACAUUCAUUAAAUGGUAUGCAAAUUAUUUGGGAAAUUAAUUGUAUGUUGCAAAUUGAUUGCAAAUUGGAUGAUUUAUUUCAACAUUCACAAUUUCAACAGUUUUUGCAUUUUUUACAAAAUGCAAAAUUGAAAAGAAAUGAGCAAAAAUUUUCAUUUAAAUUAAAAGAUUACAAAAUGUUUGAUUGUAUUGAAAAGUUAAAAAUGAUUCGAUUAAGUUAUCCACAAGAAAAUAUGUUUAUUUUACGAGAAUUACACCAUCCAACACUCUAUAAUAUUUGCUUUUUGCUAACAUUUCAAGGAUUAAUUUGCAUUAAAAGUUUGCAUAAAGCAUUUCUAUUUCUAAUUGCACGACAAACAUCACUACGAACAACAUUUCUGAUAAGAAAUGAUAUAUGUUAUCAGGAAAUUCAAUCACUUACUGAAUCCUAUUAUCAUAUGUUAUGGCCAAUGUUAGAUGAAUAUGAACGUUAUCAAUUGAUAAAUGAUGAAAAAAAUCAUAUAAUGGAUUUAAGACAAAUUCCAUUUCGAUUAUUAUCAAUGUGUAGUAGUGAGAGCAGUGAUAAGAUGAAAAAUGAAUAUAUGAUAGUGAUAAGUCAACAUCAUAUUAUCACUGAUGGUUGGUCGAUGACUAUUUUUGCUAAUGAAUUAAGCAAAUUUUAUCAUUAUUGUCUAACAAAUGAGCAUAUUCCGGUAACAUUUAAACGUUUAUCACAUCAUGUAGCACAUUUUGCUGCAUGGCAACGUAGUGAUAAUUUUACUCAAAUGAUAAAUGAUGAUUUGAAACGAUUGUGUGCAAAAUUUCAACAACAACAACAACAACAAGGAACACAAAUUAUCACACAUAAAACAGCAAUUCUGAUAACAAAAUUAAUUCGUCAAAAAAUUUUCAAUGUUUCAUUAUCACUAUGGAUGCAGGUAAAUGAAACAGCUAAACGUUAUCAACAAACUGUUUAUACAGUAAUGCUUACUGCAUUUGUAUGUCUCAUUCGUAAAUUCUCGAAUGAUUAUGAUAAUAAUACAAUAAUAAUUGGUUGUCCGGUAUCUGGUCGAAUGAAUGUUGAUGAAAUGAAAUUAGUUAUGGGUUAUUUUUUAAAUAAUAUUAUUUUAAUUGUUGAAAAUUUUCAAAUGAAUGUAACAAAUGAAAUGCUUUUUGAGCAAAUUAAAGCAGCAAUUCAGGAUGCUCGUUCAUUUGAACAUUUACCAUUUCAUUUAUUGGUUGCUAAUUUAUCAACAGAGCAACGACAAUUUGCAACAAAUCAACAUCCUAUUUUUAAUAUAUUUUUUAACUAUCGUCAUAAUCUUGAUUUUCCAAAAAUUGAAAUUUCAAAUGUGAAAUGUUCAAUAAAACAACUUACCACAAAUGAUGCAUUUGAUUUUGCAUUUACAAUUGAUGAAAUAAAUGAUAAUGAUAAUGGACCAUUAAUUACUAUUAAUUAUAAUGCAAAUCAAUAUUCCAAUCAACUUAUCGAUCAAAUGAUUGUUGUUUAUUUGAAAUUACUUAAAUCAAUUUGUAGCAAAAAUGAUUGUAUUCAAAAUGAAAUGUAUAAUUUCAAAUGUAAAAUGCAUUAUUGUGAUGUAUUAUCAGGUAGUGCUAUUGAUAUUAUCAAACAACAAGCAAUACAUACUGAUAAGCUUAUUGCUUUUUGCAAUUCAUAUCAAACAAUAAUUACUUAUCAACAACUGUACGAAAUGAUUGAUGUAUUUUCUAAGCAAAUAACACAAUUUUAUUUGCAAAAUAGUUGUGAAAAUAUUCGUGCUGAUACAAUAAUACCAAUAUGUGCUGAUUCAAAUGCAAUAAUAGCACCGCUAUUAGCAGUGCAAUUAAUUGGUGCUGCAUAUGCGCCAAUUGAUCCAGCAAAUUCUAGCACAAUGAUUGCACAAUUAGUGCAUGAUAUUGGUGCAACAAUUAUUAUUGUUCAAGAAAAGCACUUAAAUUUGAAUAUUCCAAUGCUAAACAUGGAACAAUUUGCAGCAUUUACUAAUCAACAACAACAACAACAAACUGAUACGAAAAAUUGGAAAAUGAUUUAUUGCAAUAAAAAAUUAGCAAAUGAACGGAUGAAAAAAUAUUCACAAUGUAUUGAUUUAUCAUAUGUAAUAUUUACCAGUGGUACAACCGGAAAACCGAAAGCAGUUUGUGUUACAAAUCAAAAUUUGCUUAAUUUUAUUGUUGCAUCAACACAACAAACAACAUUUCAUCCUAACUAUCGCAUUUAUCAUUCGGUAAAUACAAUUUUUGAUGUAAGUUGUAUGAAUAUUUUUACAACAUUUUCAAAUGGUUGUUGUUUAAUUAGCGCAGCAAAUAUUCUUAAUGCAACAAAUGAAAUUAUUGAAAUGAAUGUACAAUUUGCAUUCUUAUCAGCAGCACUAUUUAAUAUGUUUGAUAAUGAUGAGAUUAAUCAGUUGCAACAACUAGAAAAAUUAUUUGUUGGUGGUGAAACAAUUAACAAUCAACAAAUUAAUCGUUGUUUACAAUUGGGAAUUUGUUUAUGUCAAAUUUAUGGACCAACUGAAACAACAAUUUGGUCAUUAACAAAUAAUUGCACCAUUUUUGAAAACGAAUGUGGUCGUAUAAUUGGAACAGUAAUUAAUAAUGAAUUUGCAUAUGUAUUAGAUUCAGAAAAUAAUCUAACAUGUAAUGGUGCUAAAGGUGAAUUAGUAAUUUGUGGUAAUGGUAUAACACGUGGUUAUUUAAAUUUAAAUAAUUCAAAUGUUUUUAAAUGUAAUAAAUUUCAUACUAAAGAAGAUGAAAUUUUAAAACGUAAUUUAAUUGCUUAUUACACUGGUGAUUUUGUAAUAAAAUUUGGUGAAAAAUAUCAUUUUCUUGGACGUAAAGAUAAACAAUUGAAAAUGCAUGGUUAUCGUCUUGAACCAACUGAAAUUGAAAUUGUAGUACGAAAAUGGGAUUUAACAAUUGGAAAUGUUAUUGUUUUAAAAAAUGAACAAUUAGAUAGUUUGGUAUUAUUUAUUGAAAAAGAAACUGAUAGUAAAUAUUACUGUGAUUUAUUACGACAAUAUUUGAAUGAAAAUUUACUUCAUUUUAUGAUACCAAAAAAAAUUAUUUUGCUACAACGAAUGCCAUUAAAUCGAAAUGGAAAAAUUGAUGUGAAUAAAUUAAAUGAAAUGAUAAGAAAUGAUUAUUAUUAUCAUUCCACUGAUAAUGAUAAUGAAAUUAUUGCAUCAAUUCAAACUAAUAAUGUAUUACAACAAGAGGUGCAAAAAAUUUGGUGUCAAUUAAUUGGCUUAUCACAAAUUAAUCUCACUGAUAAUUUUUUUACAAUUGGUGGACAUUCUCUGCUACUAAUACUUCUACGACAAAAACUUCGUGAUAAAUUUAAUUUCACUUUAAAUUUUCAACAAUUCUAUCGUCAACCAACAUUAGCAGCACUUAUUGCUAGCAUACAAACAGAACUGAAUAUUUGCUAUAAUGAAAAAAAUGAUUACACUUAUCAAAAUUAUCAUUUAUCUGUACCUUUGCAAGAUUUUAAUUUGAUAAAAUUUGUCAAUCUUCGAGAAACUGUCACAUCAAUUGGUAAUGUUUAUAUGAUACAUGCAAUUGCUGGUACAAUUUAUUCAUAUUUUGGAUUAGUAUCAACUAUACCACAAUGUUUUAAUAUUUAUGCUAUCGAAUAUGAAUUGUAUUAUCCAUCGGAUAGUUUAAUUGAACUUGCAACAUUUUACUCGAAACAGAUUGUUAAACAUAGUCAAAUGAAUGCGAUAUAUUUAAUGGGACAUUCAUUAGGUGGUAUUUUGGCACGUGAAAUUGCAGAAUUACUUAAUAAUAAUCGAGAUAAUAAAAAAGAAUUAUUUGUUAUAAUGCUUGAUUCAUGGUGUAUUGGUAUUGAAAAUUUACAUAUGAAUACUCUCAUAUGCUACCUUCAGGAAAAAUUAAAAGGAUUGCCAGAUAAAGAGGAAUAUAUUAAGAAAUCGAUGAAAUUAACUAAAAUGCUACAAAAUCAUCAAUUUACAAUUAAUUCAAUCAAAAUUUACCUUUUAAAAGCAAAAGAUCAUGGAAAUUCUCCUCUUCGAACACAUCUAAGAGAAUUAAAUUCCAAACAACAAACACAAUCGUUAAUUUCAAAUGGAUGGCAUAAAAUUUCAACGAAAAAAGUGGAUAUAUUUCUGGUUGAUGGUGAUCAUGAUUCGAUGUUACAGCAACAUAAUAUGACCUUGUUGACCCGUAUUUUUGCUUACAUUUAUGCUAUGAAUGGAAUCAUAGUUGAACAGUCUUAA
Molecule: messenger RNA, 21750 nt
Organism: Brugia malayi
Lineage: Eukaryota; Metazoa; Nematoda; Chromadorea; Rhabditida; Onchocercidae
Gene: Bma-pks-1
Product: Beta-ketoacyl synthase, N-terminal domain containing protein
Exons: 6
Coding region: 1-21750 (7249 amino acids)
Biological process (GO): fatty acid biosynthetic process
Molecular function (GO): phosphopantetheine binding; 3-oxoacyl-[acyl-carrier-protein] synthase activity; fatty acid synthase activity
Source: RefSeq, a predicted model, not a curated record